This is a messenger RNA of Catharus ustulatus (Swainson's thrush), 3518 nucleotides long. It is a transcript of the gene SPAG1, whose product is annotated as sperm associated antigen 1. Bases 458 to 3355 code for a protein of 965 amino acids. The record is from RefSeq and is a predicted model, not a curated record. Gene Ontology annotation, biological process: axonemal dynein complex assembly. Gene Ontology annotation, molecular function: protein binding. Gene Ontology annotation, cellular component: cytosol. NCBI's taxonomy places the organism in Eukaryota, Metazoa, Chordata, Aves, Passeriformes, Turdidae. The transcript has 20 exons.
GCUCUUAUUUCUUAAAAAUUAACUGAUUACUUCUUGUUUUCACAUACUAGCUAGUUGCUCUUAUUUUAUUUCUUAAGAAUUAACUGAUUGCUUCAUGCACUGUGUGAAAGGGGGAGAAAAAAAGAAUUUCAGCUCCAUAGAGCUUAUAAUCAAAACAGAAAAAGAUGCAGAUGAGCAAAUCAAAGAUAUAGAAAGGGAGACAGAAAUGUCCCAUUUGAAUCCCUCAUUUCAUCAAUUACAGACUUACUGGAAAAGAUUCGCUUUAGAGCUGUAAUAUAACCAGAGAUCCAGAAAAUGCAGCUAGUGAGGAAAGUAAAUGGAAUUUAUUUUGUCUACAGAGAAGUCAAAGAUUUUCAUUCCUUUAGAUACACUGCAUUGGUUAAUGUCUUCCCUCUGAAAAAAGGAGUGUUCUUCACUAUCUUCUCCUUUGUGCUUGUCCCACUUGGUUAAAACAGUUAUGGGUGAUGAGUCAGUACCGUAUUUGCUGGGUGAAGGAACCACUAAAACGUAUCAAAUACCUAUUAGUCACCUGGACUAUAAAUUCAUUGAAAAAUGCACAGAUGUUAAGCACCUGGAAAAGAUUCUUAGGGUAUUAAGGUCUGGUGAGGAGGGAUGUUAUCCUGAACUUACGUUGGCUUGUGAAAAGCGUAUUGAGUGUUUGGAUCCAAGGAGCAGAGCUCUGAGAAAAGAGAAGCCUGCAGCCACAGCUUCUGAUUUCACAGCUGAAGAAUGGGAAGCAAUUAAUAGUGAACUGAUGAGCUGGCUGACAGAAAUGAAUGAAGAUGAUAAGAAAUCACAGCUCCUAAGAACAGACACACUGAAUGAAAGACAAGAUAACUUGCCUCCUAUUCGUUGUUCCAGCAACUGCCUUCCUAAUCAGAACAAAAAAUUGCAAAACAAACAAAGAAGCAAGAAAAACAUACCACGGGAUUACAGUGAAUGGGACAAGUUUGAUGUGGAAAAGGAAUGUUCUAAAAUUGAUGAAGACUCUGAAGAAAGUAACUCAAAAGCAAGACACUUCAGUAGGACAAGUCUACCUAUAAUUGAAAAGAAAAUUGACACAACUGGAAUGACAGAGAGAGAGAAACUUUUUAUUGCUACUCGUGAAAAGGAAAAGGGCAAUGAAGCCUUUGCCACUGGCGAUUAUGUGGAAGCAGUGACGUAUUACACUCGGAGUAUAUCAGUAACACCGACUGCAGCUGUGUAUAAUAACAAAGCUCAAGCAGAAAUCAAACUUCAGGACUGGGACAGUGCUUUGCAGGAUUGUGAGAAGGUACUAGAUAUGGAACCUGGCAACAUAAAAGCUUUGAUGCGUCGUGCCACUGUACACAGUCAUCUGCAGAAUUACCAGGCAGCUAUAGAGGAUCUGAAUGAAGUGUUGUCUGUUGAACCAAAAAACUCUAGGGCUAAGAAAAGUCUGCUAGAGAUUGAAGAGAAACUGAAAGGUUUAAAGCCUGUAUCUGAGUCUCAAGGCAAAGGAAAAAGAAUACUUAUUGAAGAGAUAGAGGAUUCAGAAAGUGGUGAAGGAAGAGGGGAAAAUACAGAAGAAUGUGAAAGACGUGGCGGAGAUAAAACCCCCGGCGCGGCAGCGGCAGCGCAGGCGGCAGCCGGGGAGCCCGCGAUGGGCAACGCGCACAGAAAGUCCCACGGCAAGGGCAAGGCGCACGACAGAGACGCGCACAAACACAAGGACUCCGCUGAGAGCGGAUCGAAGAAAGGCGCGUCAGGGAAGAAGUCGGAAAAGCAUUUGUCAGACCAUGAAGGCGAAGUUAAUGGCUAUUUACCCACUGAUGAGAAGAGUGAAAGCGCCGAAGCUGAGGAGAUCUCCACAUCGCAUGGAGAAGGGUCUCAGUCGGCUGCUGGUGGCAGUUCCACUUCACUUCCUCCUACUGCAGCAAAACUAAAAAGUGAAGGAAACGAGUUAUUUAAGAGUGGACAGUUUGGAGAAGCUGUGCUCAAAUAUUCGGAAGCAAUUGAAUAUGUCACUGAUCUAGGAGAACAAAGUCCAGACGAUUUAAGUAUCUUGUACUCAAACAGAGCAGCAUGUUACCUCAAAGAAGGGAACUGCAGUGACUGCAUUCAGGAUUGUAACAGAGCUCUGGAGCUUCAACCAUUUUCCCUUAAGCCUCUUCUACGGCGAGCAAUGGCAAAUGAGUCAAUGGAGCGGUAUCGACAGGCAUACAUUGAUUAUAAAACAAUCCUGCAGAUAGACAGCAGUGUCCAGGCAGCAAAUGAUAGUGCUAACAGAAUAACAAAGACACUGAUAGAUCAGGAUGGUCCCAAUUGGAGGGAGAAGCUGCCACCAAUUCCAGUUGUUCCAGUUGCUGCUCAGCUACACAGGUGGGAUGGAGGAGCCCUCACUUCAGAGAAGAAACCAAGUACUAUAGACAUCAGCAGAGAAGAACAACUGCAGAUGAAUCGUGAGGAAGCUAUGGAGAAGUUCAAGAGAUUGAAAAAUGAAGGGAAUGAUUUUGUAAAAACAGGGGACUAUGAAGAAGCUGCAAAUAAAUACACUGAGUGCAUGAAGUUAAAUACUGAGGAAUGUACUGUCUACACUAACAGAGCUCUCUGUUACUUGAAACUGUAUAAAUAUGAAGAGGCUAAGCGGGAUUGUGAUCAUGUUCUUCAGAUAGAAGAUUCUAAUAUUAAAGCUUUUUAUAGAAGAGCACUAGCGUACAAAGGAUUACAGAAUUAUCAAGCCAGUGUUGAUGAUUUCAACAAGGUACUUCUAAUAGAUCCAAAUGUUGUUGAAGCACAGAAGGAAUUAGAGGAGGUAACCCAACUGCUUCACCUUGACAGCAGUGCUGGAGCUGGCUGUCAGCAAACGCAAGGGAAGAAAAUAACCAUACAAGAGGUGACUGAGCCUGAUGGACAGGAAGAGAGGACAUCAGAAGAUGCUGAGAAUCACCAUGUUGCUGCUGAGGAGGCUGCCCCAAAGCGAGUGGCACAGAGGUGCUCUGAGAAGCUCUGUGUUUCUGCGCCAUCCAAUGCUUAUGACUUCGGUCAGAUCGUAAAUGCCGUGAACGCCACUAAGGAUAAAGCUGCUUGUGCAGAUCUUUUAACAACUACUGAUCCAAAAAGACUGCCAGUGCUGCUAAGUAACAAACUUGAAGGAGAAAUCCUUCUCAUUUUUAUCCAGUCAUUGGAACAUUAUGUAGCUGGAAAAGACCCUGACCUUGCAUAUCAGCACCUUUUCUACCUAAGCAAAGCAGAAAGAUUUAAGGUGGUGGUGGCCCUUCUUAGCAGAAGUGAAAAAGAAGAGGUACAGCAACUGUUUGAUUUACUUUCAGAAAGCCAGAGUGAUCAGUACUCGUUGGAAGAUCUUGAGAGCCUUAAAAAGGUUUAUGAACUGUAGGAAGUUAAAGUUCGUUGGCUGCAUGCAUAUAGUUCAUGUUAGAAGGUGAAUGAAUGAACUCUGCAGACUUGCCUGCAUUCAAGUGGCCAAAGAGGACAUUCUGGAAAACAUUACAGUAAAAUCCUCAAACGACCAGGCACUUCAAACCCAGUCUUUUCCAAAG